CCAUUUCUUUCUUUUGCACUGCAACAGCACAGCACAGCACACCCUCUUCAUUUCGCCUCCCGUCCCCUCAAUAAACCUUCCCUUGCCCUCCGCUCACACAAUCCCCUCCUCCUCCCCAAGAAACCCCAGACAACCAACCCUCCUCGUCGCCGAUCACCGCCGGACGGGAGCUCCCUCCGCCGUCUCCCGGCGACUCCUCACUUAAUGCAAUGGUCAAGAAGAAAUCUUCAUGGAGCCAGGUUCUGAGUGGCAGGCCAACAAACCUCUUUGUUCCUGCAAGAAAUCUUCCAGUGCAGGAUCUUGGAGCUGUAAUUUUCGGCUGCACAAACAAUACUAUUGCUGAGUGCCACUCGCGCCAACUUUUUGGCUUGCCAAAAGCACAUCUCUCAUAUGUACACAACAUCAAGGAAGGGCUACCUCUAUUCCUGUUCAAUUAUGAUGAUCGCAGAUUGCAUGGCGUUUAUGAAGCUGCAAGCAAUGGCAAAUUCUGUCCUGAAUCAAAUGCAUGGACAAAUAAUGGCUACGAAAAGACAAGCUAUCCUGCUCAGGUUGCAAUGCGGAUAAGAAUGUGGUGUGUUCCACUAGAGGAGAGUAAAUUCAGGAAUGCUAUUAUAGGCAAUUAUUACCAGAAGACGCCCACUGUCUAUGGCCAGAAGCCUCACUUCUUCAGAUUUGAAUUGGAUCAUGCACAAACACGUGCUUUGAUGGCUAUGUUUACUCCUUCGCCUUCCCCCAUCAAGUUCUGGACGCCUCCUGUUUCACAACCAGGAGCUCAGCAUGUGAGUGAACCAACACCACCUCCUGUGUGGGUACAAAAAUUUGAGGGUAACAAUGAGCUCAAAGCAGAAAAGGUUUUAGUGUCAUAUGCAGAUGCGGUAAAGCAAAGCAAGUUUGAGGUUGAAGGAGUUGGACUAAGAGAUGUGGAUGAUGGGCGGAACAAUGAGUGGAACAAUGAGCGGAACAAUGAGUGGAACAAUGAGCGGAACAACGAGCUCAAACCAGAAAAGGGUUUAGUGUCAUAUGCAGACAUGGUAAAGCAGAACAAGUUUGAGGUUGAGGGAGUUGGAAUGGCAGAUGUGGACAAUGGGCAUGCCAGCUCAAGCAAAGAAUCUUCCAAUGGUUUCGAUGAUCUCGACUGCAAAGAGACACCACCAGAGUGGGAGGAUCAUGCACUGUUCAGUAAGGGAGUUGAAGUGCAACAGCAGCAACAAUCUGCCCAGCAGGAAAAUGAGCUUAGCUUCACGUUGGUAUUAGAGAAGCUUAAGGCUCUAUCAGUCCAGCAACUUAAUUCUGAAUUUUAUGUCAAUGGAGCUGGAACAGAAGGCAUUGAUGCAUAUGGUUGUAAGGACAUGCAAGAAGUUAAAGGUACAUUUCUUGAGGGGCACUGUGGUUUGCCGGAGAACUUAGAUACCGAAGUCGAUCAGCUUGCCUGGGAGCAUUCCAGUUUGCUACUCCAAGGAUUGGACUAUGAAUCCUAUUCAGAAGCUAAGUUGAUAGAUGUGGUUAAAGGACUGUCCGAACGUAUAGAGACUAUGGAGAAGAAGCAGAUUAUUUCCAACAAAGAAGUCAAAUGCCUACAAGGAGUGAAUGACAGGUUGCUGAAAAGAGUUGUUGAGCUAAAGAACACAGUGAAGAAUUUGAAUUCGAAAAUAGAUCCUUUAUCUCUAGAUGAUUCACUAAAUCAGUUUGUUGAAGAAUGUUUGGGUUCAGAAGAUGUCAUUUAUCUCAUUGGUGGUUUCGAUGGCAUCUCAUUUUUGUCAUCAUUAGACUCCUUCUCACCCUCCUUGGACAUACUAACACCUCUGAAACCAAUGACUGCUGGGAAGUCCUAUACCUCUGCUGUCGCGUUAGAUGGCAAAAUAUUUGUUCUUGGUGGUGGUGAUGGCGCUUGCUGGUUUGAUACAGUUGACUGUUAUGACCGAAGACGUGAUGAUUGGACCCCAUGCCCAGCACUGACUCAUGGAAAGGGGAGCCUCGCUGGAGUUGGUUUGCAUGGGAAAAUUUAUGCAUUUGGCGGUGGAGAUGGCAUUUGCUGUUUCUCUGACAUGGAGGUGUUUGAUCCUGCUCAGGGAAAGUGGACAAAGAGUCACCCUAUGCUAGAAAAGCGCUUUUCUCUAGCUGGUGCGGAACUUAAUGGUGUGAUUUAUGCAGUUGGCGGUUUCAAUGGCGUUCGAUAUCUGAGCUCUGCUGAGAGGCUUGAUCCUAGGGAGCCUAACUGGAAAAUGCUCCCAGCAAUGAGUGCAGUAAGAGGUUGUCAUACGGUGGCAGUGCUUGAUGAGAAGAUAUAUGUAAUGGGUGGUUAUGAUGCUGAUGCUGGAGCAAUGUCGUCCACUGUUGAGUUCUAUGAGCCAAGAAUGCCGUCAUGGAUGACGGUGGAACCAAUGAACUACACCAGAGGGUACCACUCUUCAGCUGUGCUCGGUGGCUCGAUAUUCACUCUGGGUGGGGUCAAAGGUGAAGCAGAUACAAUCUUGGAUGUGGUGGAGCGCUACAAGGAAGGCUGUGGUUGGGUGAAUACAGGGAUGAAGUCAAUCGGCAGCAGAUGCUACUGCUCUGCCAUUGUUCUCUGAGACUCUGACCGACCGCCUUUCCCCGAUCUACUUGACACUCCGAACCUAUACCUACUAUCUAAGUAUCUAUCUAAGCUGCUGCUGAUGAUGAGUGAACGGCAAAGCAAACUGUUAAGACCCUGGAGGGUCCUCUCUUUGUCCUUGUCUAAAUUCAGAAGCCCUUGCCUCCUGAACCGAGAAAACCGUCGACGACUGUCCAAUUUCUCGUUUCUUGUUUUUUGGAUCUUAAUUGACAGUGCAGCAAGCAUCUGAUUUGAAACUGAACUGAAAUGCGAAAAGGGACACGAACUAUAUGGACGAACAUUUGAUCUGU
Triticum dicoccoides is the source of this 2883-nucleotide messenger RNA. RefSeq names its product actin-binding protein IPP-like. Lineage: Eukaryota; Viridiplantae; Streptophyta; Magnoliopsida; Poales; Poaceae. Bases 210 to 2570 code for a protein of 786 amino acids. Gene Ontology annotation, molecular function: protein binding. The record is from RefSeq and is a predicted model, not a curated record. The transcript is spliced from 11 exons. Gene Ontology annotation, biological process: response to endoplasmic reticulum stress.